Messenger RNA from Talaromyces proteolyticus, 1707 nucleotides. Its product is annotated as C-5 cytosine methyltransferase DmtA. The coding region runs from base 1 to 1707 and encodes 568 amino acids. Gene Ontology annotation, molecular function: methyltransferase activity. The transcript has 3 exons. NCBI's taxonomy places the organism in Eukaryota, Fungi, Ascomycota, Eurotiomycetes, Eurotiales, Trichocomaceae. The record is from RefSeq and is a predicted model, not a curated record. Gene Ontology annotation, cellular component: nucleus.
AUGUUUCCCAAGAACCAUCCGCCUGUAGUUAAUAUUCUCCAGCAGAAUAUCAUCGUACGACAAAUUCCCACCACAUAUAUCGAUGACUCAGACUCUGAGACGGAGGCUGGCUCGGCCCAAGAUGAAAGCGAAGAGCAGGAUAUUGACGAAGAUGACUGUAUGACGGACGAAGACUUUGCUCGAUUUCUCGCCAACUGGAGCGAGGAACAAUCUGUGCGUGCCGAAACACCCGCUACGCAGCCUCUAGAAAUCUCAUUGAGCGAUUAUAACGGUCUGAUGCCUGGGAUGAGCGUCGAAUUGCUAGAAGAUGACUUUCUCCGCAUCACGAAAAUACUGCGGUACAGGACGGGCGAAGUCAAGCUUCGCGGCUAUUACUUUAAAAGGCUUGAUAAUCUGCCAAUUCUCUUCCCGAAAGAGCGGGAUAGGGAGCUUUGUUGGUUGGUGAACGAAGACACGGAGGGUACCGUGAGCUUCGAGCAUGAAGUCGGUGUCAACGAUGUUCAGGACGUGCCAGAUAUUGUUCUGACAAACCGCCCUUGGAAGGACCAAGUUGUUCCUACACCAAGCUCAUACGUUUGCCGGUUCAUUUGGCAUGCUACGCUGGACAAGGGGGAAUGGAUUAUACGCUAUCUGCUUCCUACCGAGUCUGACAGACUUUUCAGGGUAUCAAGCAGUGGCCUACGUCGGGAGUGGAGAGGUCGUACGAUUCCUUACGGCAGCGUCCAGAACACGAAUAGCGCUGAACAUCGACCAAGGAAUCUCCACCCAAAGCUGCAAAGGCAGUAUACAUUUGGGGACGUGUUUUGUGGUGCUGGUGGAGUCUCGCACGGCGCCUGGGAAGCGGGACUGCGCAUCAAAUACGGUGUCGACAUAGACGAGCGCGCUUGUGAGACGUAUUGCAAAAACUUCAUUCAUAGUAUUUGCGAGUACUCUGAUUUUAACAGUUGGCUUACACUUCCAGUCAACGAGGUCAAAGUCGAUAUCAGCCAUAGCUCACCACCAUGCCAGACAUUCAGUCCUGCUCAUACGACAUCGCGGAAUAUAGAGCGGGACGAAGCGAAUUCGUCGCUGAUUUUCACUCCGUGUGAUAUGGUGAAAAAGGUGAAGCCGAGAAUUCACACUCUAGAAGAAACGUUCGGUCUAGCAUCCAGACAUAAAGAGACGUUCUACACCUUAGUCCAGGGUCUAUUAGAAUGCGGGUAUUCUAUUCACAGUAAAGUAGUGUCUUGUGAAAAAUAUGGAAUUCCGCAGAUUCGAAAACGGCUUGUCAUAAUAGCAGCCGGCCCAGGUGAUAAGCUUCCCCAGUUCCCAGCACCGACGCAUGGCCCAGGAUUGAGGCCGUACGUGACGAUCCAGGAUGUCAUUGAUAAAAUCAGCCCAGAUGCGCCAGACCAUAGUCUAGCGAACACGGCAUUCCAAAACUGCGUCGCGAAGGCGCCAUAUGACCCUAACAGUCUCGCAAGGACUAUCACUUGCGGGGGUGGUGAAAGGAAUUAUCACCCUAGCGGGCUGAGAAACUUCACAAUCCGAGAACUGGCCUGUUUGCAAACAUUUCAUCCACAAUACCGUUUCUCAGCGUCAUAUGCGAAAAAGCAGAUCGGAAAUGCGGUGCCACCACGGCUGGCACAAGCAAUUUAUCAAGCUGCCAUCCAGUCGUUGCAAGAAACCGACGAAAGCGAGCUAGCGGAGCCGAUUGUUAUAGAAUGA